This is a messenger RNA of Brassicogethes aeneus, 1240 nucleotides long. Lineage: Eukaryota; Metazoa; Arthropoda; Insecta; Coleoptera; Nitidulidae. The record is from the annotation of a GenBank genome assembly.
UACGAAAGUAACUAGAUCUGUCAUAUUUUUGUGGAAAAGUGAGGUUAUGAAAAUUUUGAUGUAACAAUUUCUUUUGAUUUUAUGUUUUGAUCGGUUUCUAGUUUGACAGUUGGUGUAGGGGUGAAAUAACCUGAAAAUCCCUGCUAGAUUUUCUAUGAACGUUCGGUAAAAGCGGUUUUAAAUUAAAUUAAUUAUAAUGAAUAAAAAUGUCAGCAAAAAAAAGUGCACUUCAGAAAAUUAUGUACAAGAAAACGUAAUAAUUAAUAACGGGGCCGUAAACGGUGAUUUAAGCCCCGAAAAAUGCCCCAAAAUAAACCAAAAAGACGUAGUGAAAAAAUUAAACGAAGAAAACAUUGAAACGCAAAAAAACAUCAUCAAACACAAUAGAAAGAAAAAAACGAAAUUAAAAGAACCUGAGGUAGUUAUCGAAUCAAUAAUAGAAACCAAAACAUCACCUUCAAGUAGCAAUUUAGAGAAAACUAUUAACGACUGCAGUACAAAAGAUAUUCUUGAUGUAGUGGAAAGUUUAGUGUGUAUGAAACUAGAUGCAAAUAUAAAUGAAAUUCAGGAUUCUCCUGUGGUUUUCAUACAGUACGAAUCUGAGCUGCAAAUGCCAAUGAUUAUGAAAAUUAUACAGAAGGAUCUCUCUGAGCCCUACUCAAUUUAUACAUAUAGAUAUUUUAUACAUAAUUGGCCCAAAUUAUGUUUUUUGGCAAUGUGUGGAGAAAAAUGCGUGGGCGCCAUAGUUUGCAAGCUCGACACCCACCGCAAAGUAAUAAAACGGGGUUAUAUAGCAAUGUUGGCCGUGGACAAAGACUACAGAAAAAAGCGCAUCGGCUCAAAACUCGUAGAGCUAGCCAUAGAAGAAAUGAUCAGGGGAGAUGCAGACGAAGUGGUACUCGAAACCGAAGUUACCAACAAAUCCGCACUGCAAUUAUACGAAAAAUUAGGUUUUGUUAGAGACAAACGUCUGUUUAGAUACUAUUUGAAUGGUGUGGACGCUCUGCGUUUGAAAUUGUGGCUUAGAUGAGAUUUUAUUAAUCGGAAAUGCCAUAAAUAUUUAAGUUUUCUCGUUUUGUUAGCUUUUUUUUCAAUUAUUUUAUCUCUGUUAUAUGUUGUUUGAUUAUUUUUGUUGACAAAAAUGCAGUUUAAUCACAAGUUCGCGUUUUUAGGUUAACUCCGCCCAUCUGUGACAUUUUUAGGUUAACCACGCCCACAUUUCAUUGUGUGAUUUUUCACU